GUGCCCCGUCCAUGUUUAGAGAAGUUAGUGAAGCUUCGACUGGAACUGAACACAACUCAACAACGACACCUUUCACACACAACUAGCCACCCACAACUCUUUAUUCUGCUUUAGUUGAGUUCUGACAUUCACUUACUAAAUGCUUUCACCGGUGUUAAGUUAAAUUAUCUUUAAACAACAGCACAUACAGACUUAACGGUUCGCUUAAAUCUACCUUCUUUUAUUUUCGUCACUUCUCCGGUGUUCGGCUCUUAAAUGGGGCUGCGGAUGUUCGUCGUUCCCCCGGACAUGAUUAAGGCUGACUAGGCUUUCCUGACCCUGUCCGCGGGGGUCGCAUCCCCUUGCCAGGUGUCGUAUGAACCGGAGCGGAGCGGCGGCGGUGCGGGGCCGGGGGCUCCGCCAGCAGUGUCGGUCUUCAGGAUGAAGAUGCCCCGGGGAGGACGCCUGUUCCUGGCGACGUGCCUCGGCUCACUCUUCGUACUUGUGCUUUACUUCCAGAGCAUCACCAAACCAGAACCUGGUGCAAAAACCCAGAGCACACGAGGGAAAAGCCGGAGGAGUCCACUGCAGACGCUCUACAACGGAGACCAGCUGGAUCUGUCGGUGGCUCAGCGGUCCCUCCAGGGCCGGAGGGAGCUGUUGGAACAGGCCUGUCUCAGCCACACCAAGAAACGCCGAGUGCUUUCACCUGAGGAUCUCAAACACCUCAUAGUGGACGAUAAACACAGCCUCAUUUACUGCUAUGUACCCAAGGUAGCCUGCACCAAUUGGAAGCGUGUCCUUAUGGUCCUUAAAAGUGAAGGCCACUACACUGACCCCCUCGCCAUCCCUGCCAACGAGGCCCAUGUGGCAGGAAACCUCCGCACACUUUCGGAGUUUUCCGUCUCCGAGAUCAACCGGCGCCUUCGCAGCUACCUCAAAUUCAUUUUUGUUCGAGAGCCCUUUGAGCGCCUUGUGUCAGCAUAUCGCAACAAGUUCACCCGUAGCUACAACACCGCCUUCCACAAGCGUUACGGAACCAAGAUCAUCCGUCGGCACCGGCCCAACCCACAACCCGAAGCUCUGGAAAAAGGGAAUGAUGUGUCUUUUCUGGAAUUUGUCCAGUAUCUUGUGGACCCGCGUACUCAGCGGGAUGAACCUUUCAAUGAGCACUGGGAGCGGGUCCACUCCCUCUGCCAUCCCUGUCUGAUUCACUAUGACGUGGUGGGAAAGUACGAGACUCUGGAGCCCGAUGCUCAGGCUGUGCUCAGACUUGCUGGAGUGGAGGAGAUGCUGCAAUUCCCAACGUCUGGUAAAAGCACCCGGACUGACGGCAACAUGGCAGCACGCUUCUUCAAACAUGUCAGCCCCUUCUACCAGAAAAAACUGUUCAACCUCUACCGCAUGGACUUCCUGCUCUUCAAUUACUCAACGCCUGAAUACCUCAGGACUCGAGGUUGACAAAAAGCCAUUGAAAUUUAUCAGGGGUUUUGAACACAUCCUCUCAAGACUGUUAGGAAUAAUUUUGCACUAUUUGGUUGUGCGAGGAUGAUGUGAGUUUCUGGUUCAGUCAGUGGGACCUGAACAAAUGAAACCACAUUUUCUGAGAAGAUGUGCGAGAAUUUAUCAAGAGUCUGUCAACUGAGGUGAAAGGAUGUUAUAUCACAGUGUUGGUGGAAAAAGUGUUCAUGUGAGAUUUCUACAUGCUCUUGUGCUUAGUUCACUUUUAU
Molecule: messenger RNA, 1709 nt
Organism: Sphaeramia orbicularis (orbiculate cardinalfish)
Lineage: Eukaryota; Metazoa; Chordata; Actinopteri; Kurtiformes; Apogonidae
Product: carbohydrate sulfotransferase 11-like
Exons: 4
Coding region: 421-1440 (339 amino acids)
Biological process (GO): carbohydrate biosynthetic process; proteoglycan biosynthetic process
Cellular component (GO): membrane
Molecular function (GO): sulfotransferase activity
Source: RefSeq, a predicted model, not a curated record